Molecule: messenger RNA, 1989 nt
Organism: Plasmodium yoelii
Lineage: Eukaryota; Apicomplexa; Aconoidasida; Haemosporida; Plasmodiidae
Product: conserved Plasmodium protein, unknown function
Exons: 1
Coding region: 1-1989 (662 amino acids)
Source: RefSeq, a predicted model, not a curated record
AUGUAUAAUAAUAAAAUGGUUAACUAUGAAAAAAAGAGAGGAGAAAUAAAUUUUAUAAAGAGUGAAAAAUAUCACCAUAAUAAUAACAGUUUUAACAAAAAUAUCGAAAAAAUAAAUACAGAAAAAUGUGAACGAGCAUCUAUAUUACUUGACAAUUUGAGCAUGUUGGAUUAUUCAAAUUUAAAUGAUAGUGAGAAAAGGAGUAAUAGUAUAUAUAGUGAAAAUUGUAAAGUUUUAAAAAGAAAUGAAUUAAAUUAUAUGAAUUCAGGAAAUAUAGGGAAUGAUAGAUAUAAAAGACGUUCCUUAACAUGUAAUAAUUUUACAAAUGAAAAUAAAAAAUUAUUAUAUGAAAGAGAAAAGCCAAAUUUUAAAAAUAUAAAUCACCAAAUUGGAAAUAGCCUUAUUAAUAGUUAUAGUGAUUAUUAUUUAGAAAAUGAAAAGAAAGAUUGGAAUCAAUUUAACAAUGUUUCUAAUUAUAAUAUGUUUGAUUUAGGUACUUAUGAUAAUGAAGAUGUAGAUAUAUCUUUAUAUAAAGAUGAAAGAAAUAUAAUGAUUGGUAAUUGUAAAAAGGAUAAUCCUUGUAAUGAUAGGUUAAUAAAUUUUCAAAAAAGAAAACAUGUUAAUAAUAAUAAUGAAGAAGAUAUAAAAUUUGAAUGGGUUAAGGGAAAUAAAGAUGAUUAUAAUGGAAAAAAUAAGACAUUUUAUAAAGGUGAUAAAAAUGUAAAUAAAAUCGAAAUGAAUCGGAAAAAAAUAGACAAAGAGGAUAAAUAUAUAUUCAAUUUGAAGAGUGGGAAAAAAGAACGAAUAGAUAUGAAAGUGUGUAAGGACAAAAAUAAAAAGGAUGCAAAAAAGGAUGCAAAAAAAGAUGCAAUUAGUGAAUGGUAUUAUAAUAAUGGUGAAGAAAAUAAAACGUUUGAAAAUAUAAUGAAAAGAGAAUUUGAUAUAAAGUUGAAUAAAAUGAUUGAAAAAUAUAAAAUAAAAGAUGAAGAAAAAAAGGAAGUAACAAAUAUUAUUUAUAAAAAAUAUAUGAAUAUAAAAAAUGGCUUAAUAAAAGAAAGUUAUGAAAAAAAAAAAUUAAAAAAUGAAAAUGAAAAAUUAAAAAAUGAAUUAAUGGAAUUAAUUAAAUCACCUGUUGAAAAUAACAUGAUUUGUGAUUAUAAAAAGAAAUUAGAAGAUUAUAUAUAUUUGUCAAAAAAUAAAGAUAUCGAAAUUAAAAAAUUAGAAAAUGAAUUGAUAAAUAUAAAGAAUAAGUUAAAUGUGUUUGAAAAAGAAUGUCUUAUUUUGUCUGGUGAAAAAGAAAAGUUAAGGGAUAGUAAUGAUAAAAUUAAAAAGGAUAAUAUAAACUUAAAAAAAAAAUUAGAAACUUUUAAAAUUGUGAAUGAAGAAAUGAAAGAAAUUUUAUUUUAUAAAGAUUUGAAAAUAAAUUAUUUUUAUAGUAUAAUAAAUCUUCUUGAUUCAACAAUAAUAAAAGAGGAAAUUCAAAAGGCAAUGUUUUCAAAGGCAAAAAAAAGAGUAGAAGAUUUCGAGGGUAUAGAUAAUGGUAGCAUUAAUAGCCAAAAAAUGGAGGAUGAUUGUCUAAAAAAUAUUGAUGGGCGUCAAAGCUUUAAGGGAGAUAAAGAAAUGGGGGCAAUAAAAAAUAUGAACAAGAAAAUAAUAAUAAAAUCAUUUGCUCAAAAAAUCGAAGAUGUAAAUAAAAAAAUAAAAAAACACAUGAAUGCGCUUGAUAGUUAUGAAAAUAAAAUGAGCAAUAUUUUAUAUGACAGUCAUGAAAUUGGUGAAAUUGGCGAAAUUGGCGAAAUUGGCGAAAUUUGUGAAAAUAAUGAAAAUGGCGAAAAUACAAGCGAGAAAAAUAAAAAAGACAAUGAGUUACUUGACAAAUAUUUUAAUUGUGAAAAUUUGUGUUUUAAUGAAAAUGAAUUAAAUUUAUCUGUAGGAAGUGGUGGGUUAAUUACAUUUUUCGCAAAAAGUAAUUCAAAGGAUAAGAAUUAA